Molecule: messenger RNA, 1371 nt
Organism: Fusarium venenatum
Lineage: Eukaryota; Fungi; Ascomycota; Sordariomycetes; Hypocreales; Nectriaceae
Source: RefSeq, a predicted model, not a curated record
AUGAAACCAUCAACUUUAAUAUCAGCCUACGGGUUACUUAGCCCUGCUACUGCCAUAAUAGUCGCAGACAAUUCACCUUGUGGAACUUUGUGUGGCAACGUUCUCGAUGCCACUACCUCUGACGACAUCGUCUGUCAUGAAGACGACUACAAAAGUGGUGCAGGAAUUGUAUAUCAACAAUGUGUCGCAUGUCAGCUAAGCAGCGACUAUUACACGAAGGAUAACGAGACCGACCAGCAAUGGCUACUCUAUAAUGUUCGCUAUGCAGCGUCAUAUUGCUUAUUUGGUGUGCCUGAUAAUGACAAGGUUAUCAAUACUCCAUGCUUAACCUCAAAAGCUUGUGGACCAUUCCGACAGGCCGUUGAAUACAAAAACCUGUCUACACAAGUCGAGAGUUAUGAGUAUUGCGAUAAAUGGCCGGUGCACGACACACUCGACUUCGAAGGAUGCACAGAGUGUCUGCGCGCUGGCGACAACCAUUAUUUGGCCAAUUUCUUUACCCUUCUUCAAGCCGGAUGUGAACAAAAGCCAGAACCUGGCAUGGAAAUCUCCAUCGAUGGGAGCGUCUUCUCUCAAGACAUCGUGAACAUCACAGAACCUUCACCUGUUGCUUCCUUAGACCCAGACUGGCUCGAUCAGGGACCCAUCAGCCUAGGUGCUAAAGUAGGCAUCGCUGCUGGAGGCGUAGCUCUGAUCUUGUUCAUCCUUGGUUUCUGUAUCAUCUGGCGAGGCAAGAGAAGAAGGAGAGCAUUCCUACGACAAAUCGAAAAUCGACCCAAACCGCAACCCCGACCUCGUACCAAGAGCGGAUGGCCAGCCCAAUUGCAGAUUGACAACGACAUGCGCGAGACACCAUUGAGCCAAAAGCCAUUGAGAAGCUGGGAUGAAUCGCCAAUUAGUGCUCGAUCUGAGAAGACAUUCCCAAGAUAUGUAUCUCCAUAUGGUUCUCAGUUCAAUAGUCCCGUCAGCGCUACCGAACUGCAGCUCGCACAAUGGCCUGUUCUGAACCCCAACCAACCGACAUACCCUCCAAUGCCUGCCAGUACGGCAUCGAACACUCCCUUCGAAAUGUUUCCUAACAUGUAUAAAACUGACCCGAGCCCAUCGAAUUCUCAGAUUGGAGUAGCCCUCGGCGGACAUGACUCGUCACUCAACACUCCUCAAUCAAAGGGCAAAGAUCGCGACGAGUCAUACGAGAUGUAUCCCGUCGAUGGCCGAGCGCAUACUGGCAUCGGGAUUUACCAGCCUGAACAAUAUGCGCAGCACGAAUAUUUUACUCAAGAAACCCCGUACCAUGGCCAAACUUACCAAGGUCAGGGGCAUGAGUAUGAAGACACAUAUGGUGAUGAGUCAAGGGGCAGGAGACAAUAA